Meloidogyne enterolobii is the source of this 1210-nucleotide messenger RNA. Lineage: Eukaryota; Metazoa; Nematoda; Chromadorea; Rhabditida; Meloidogynidae. The record is from the annotation of a GenBank genome assembly.
CCGAAAAGGGACAAUUCGCCGAAAAGGACAAUUCACCGGAAAGUACAAUUCACCGAAAAGGACAAUUCACCGAAAAGGACAAUUCGCCAAAAAUCUCAGAGUCAAGAAACCCUCAAAAAUUUCUAUCAAAAAUUUAAGCGGACAUUUCACCGAAAAGGGACAAUUCGCCAAAAAUCUCAGAGACAAUUCACCGAAAAGGACAAUUCACCGAAAAGGACAAUUCACCGAAAGGGACAAUUCACCGAAAAAGACUAUUCACCGAAAAGGACAAUUCACCGAAAAGGACAAUUCAUCGGAAAGUACAAUUCACCUCCUAAUGGCACAGAAACCCCCUAAUUUUCAAUCCCUCCUUCUCCCUCCCUUACAUCCCCUUUUAAAAAUUUUUCAAACAGGACUAGAAAAACUCGAGAAUUCUAUCAAUGAAUUGGUACCCAACGACGAUGAGCGAAAACCGCUAGUCGAUGGAAGCAAUGAAAAUCAAGGCUCUGAUCAUGGCUGCUUUGAGGGAUGGCUAAACUAUAGAAAUGAGCUUUGUUUUUACGGUUCUCAGAUAGCAGGAAGUUUUUUCGAAGGGAGAGAACAAUGUGGACUUUUAAAUGCAAAUUUUACUUCUGUCCAUAGUUUACGUGAAUUUAAAUUUAUUACUGACAAUUUUGAUCUGAAAGAAUAUUGGAUUGGUCUAGUUUAUGGAUCGCCAAAUUUUGAAGAUGGAACUGAAGUAACUAUUUUAUGUUUAUGAGAUAGACAUGAGGACAGGGCUGUCAACAAGCUGAGGAAAAUGUAAUUGUGGAUAUCUACAGCUUAAAAGAUUUUUCUCGUGGACAGCCCUUGAUGGGGAAUGGAUUUAAAAAUAUCACAUAUCCCCGAGUAUCCCAUAGGAAUAAAAAAAAUAUUUAGGGAAGUCCAGAUACAAGAAAACAGGGGAAGCUUUAUCCAAACGAAGAGACUUGGGAAGAGUUCCUCCCACCGAAAAGAAUGAAGAGACUGGGGAAGGGUUCCUUAUAUAGAGAAGUUCACUCUCGAAAGAGUUCACUAUAUGGGAAGUUUUCUCAUAAAGUCCAUUAAAUAGAAGUUCGUCGUUAUAAAAAUUUUCCACAGGUAGACCAAGAAGUUUUUUGGCAAAUCGCAGACAGAGUUCCAUGGGCACACCCGUCAACAUUAAAAGGGUAUAUUUGUAAAGCUGUUGCCGAAGCCGAUGCUGGAGUUAUCG